Molecule: messenger RNA, 2297 nt
Organism: Daucus carota subsp. sativus
Lineage: Eukaryota; Viridiplantae; Streptophyta; Magnoliopsida; Apiales; Apiaceae
Product: protein NARROW LEAF 1
Exons: 6
Coding region: 237-2036 (599 amino acids)
Source: RefSeq, a predicted model, not a curated record
AAUCCAACGGUAAAAACUAUAACCAUACUGUAUGAUCCUGGAGUCUCGCCCAUACUAACACUCCACUACUCUCUCACUCUUGCAAUGCACUUUGUGAGUACGCCUUUAUGGCCUACUACAAUUUUCUUAGUACAUCGUUUAUGAACAAGUGUUACUUAAAGUGGAGGAGGACUUGAAGUUCAACUUCUUACAAGUUUUCACAAUCUGGGUAUGUGUAAUAUUUAUGUAAAGUGAAAAUGGAGAGGGGAAGGCCAAAUAUGAGAGUUCGCUACUCAGGUUCAACACCUUCAGAGGAAUCAGCUUUAGAUCUUGAAAAGAACUGUUGCGGUCAUUCUAAUCUGCCUUCAUUUAGUUCACCAAGUCUUCAACAAUAUGCAUCUGGAGGACAGCACUGUGAGAGUAAUGCUCCAUACUUUUCAUGGCCUACUUCAAGCCGGCUAAGUGAUGCUGCGGAAGAGAGAGCAAACUACUUUGCAAACCUACAGAAAGAAGUCUUAAAUGAAACUCCUGGUCGCUUGCCAAAAGGGCAGCAAGCAAACACUUUACUGGAGCUCAUGACCAUUAGGGCAUUCCACAGCAAGAUCUUGCGUUGUUACAGUCUCGGCACAGCAAUUGGUUUCCGUAUCCGACAAGGUGUUUUGACAGACAUACCAGCUAUUCUGGUGUUCGUGUCAAGGAAAGUUCACAAGCAAUGGCUUACUCCACUUCAGUGUCUACCCACCGCGCUGGAGGGUCCAGGAGGUGUAUGGUGUGAUGUUGAUGUUGUGGAAUUUUCAUAUUUUGGCGCACCUGAGCCAGCACCAAAGGAACAAUUGUAUACUGAAAUUGUUGAUGACCUGCGUGGGAGCGACCCGUGUAUUGGUUCUGGUUCACAGGUAGCGAGUCAAGAGACCUAUGGAACCUUGGGUGCUAUUGUGAGGAGUCAAACAGGCAACAGACAAGUUGGUUUCCUCACAAACCGACAUGUUGCAGUUGAUUUAGAUUACCCAAACCAGAAGAUGUUCCAUCCUUUACCUCCAACACUUGGACCUGGUGUAUAUCUUGGUGCAGUUGAGAGAGCUACUUCAUUUAUCACAGACGACCUUUGGUAUGGCAUAUUUGCUGGCAUUAACCCAGAGACAUUUGUAAGAGCAGAUGGGGCAUUCAUCCCGUUUAGUGAUGAUUUUGACUUGUCAACUGUUACUACAUCUGUGAAAGGUGUAGGAGAGAUUGGAGAUGUUAAGAAUAUAGACUUGCAAUCUCCAGUCAAUAGUCUUAUUGGUAAGCAGGUGAUGAAGGUUGGAAGAAGUUCUGGCUUGACUACAGGGACUGUGUUGGCGUGUGCGCUUGAGUAUAAUGAUGAAAAAGGAAUAUGCUUCUUAACUGACUUUCUAGUUGUUGGGGAGAACCAACAAACUUUCGACCUUGAAGGAGAUAGUGGAAGUCUCAUCAUUUUGAAAGGAGAUGAUGGGGAGAAGCCAAGACCAAUUGGAAUUAUAUGGGGUGGAACUGCCAAUCGGGGUCGUCUUAAACUGAAAGUUGGUCAACCUCCAGAGAACUGGACUAGCGGGGUAGAUCUCCGACGGUUGCUGAAUCAUCUUGAACUCGAUCUAAUUACAACUAGUGAAGCACUUAAAGUUGCAGUGCAAGAACAAAGAGCUGCUUCAGCAACAGCAGUCGGCUCUACUGUUGGAGACUCCUCACCACCCGACAUAGUACUUCCAAAGGACAAAGCAGAGCCUCUUGGAAUCAACAUCCAGCAGAUUCCAGUAGAAGACGGAAUAGGAGGCCUAGAUGUGAACUCAUCGCCAGUGGAAACCGAGUUUCAUUUGGAGGAGGCGGUCAACAUUGGUCCAAGUGUUGAGCAUCAGUUCAUUCCAAGCUCAUUUGGGUGCUCUCCCCUGCAUCGGGAUGAUCAACGAUGUAAUGUGGCAUCUGAUAAUCUUUCUGCUUUGAGAAAUGGGUCUAGUGAGGACCUUGGUUUUUCAUUGCAGCUAGGUGACCAUGAGCCUAAAAGAAGGCGUUCUGAUCCUUCACCUAGCGGAGAAGCUAAAUGAGCUUCCUCUAGUAAUGUAACUAACAAACUGUUGAAUAUUUUCUUGUUAAAGCGGGAGACUAAAAAUUGUUUAGGGGAGUGCGAGUAUUCCCUCUCAAGUUGUGGGGUAGUUAAAAAUUGUUAUUCCUUCACAGUUUGAGUUCAGCUCAAUUCUUGGGCUGUGUUCAUGGGAUGAAAUUAUGGGAGAAUGAAAUGAAAUUUGUAAUCUAAAUUAGAGAUGAUUGGAAAAAAGUUUUAUAAUUUUCAUUAUUUCAUCAUUUCA